Molecule: messenger RNA, 7815 nt
Organism: Paramuricea clavata
Lineage: Eukaryota; Metazoa; Cnidaria; Anthozoa; Malacalcyonacea; Plexauridae
Source: the annotation of a GenBank genome assembly
GGCUCAUAUAGCCAUAUAGGCUAUGCCUGUAUCUCAUUUGGUAUCUAUAUAAAGUACAUAACAUUGUGUUAUGUUUUGGAAAUUCUGGUUCUGAACGCCGACAUUAGAAGGGCAAUGUUUUCAAAACUAGGUGGUGGAAGUUGUGAUGGCGAAUUAAGACCUGACAUCGCUGAAUGCUCAGAUAAUGGAACCUCUAACAGGUAGUCAAUAAAACUGCCAAAACUGGAAAAUUAAAUUUUAUGUAUUUUGAAUUUUAGAAUGUUAUUAAUACCAUAAUCAAAUAUGACUAGAUAAAUAUUCUUCAAGUGAUUCACGUUACGUUCAAACAAAUUUUGUACAAACAAAGGUUUGUUUCCAACAUAAUUGAAUAUAAUUUGGCAUAUUUUUGUCAAACUGAGUACAGACUGAUACGUUAAUAGGUAGACUGUCUCUGCACCUGACUGGAAAAGUUUGGAAAUUAUGCACUCGAGAUUUCACAUAGAGAAAUCAAAACUGUGUGUCCAAGAUCUUUGUUGUGUGAUACAAACUUUUCCCAGUGGUCCCAACAAAACUGCCAUGCACUUGCCUUUCACUGCUAUUAAAGGUCGCAGAUCCAAAUCUCAGUGAGAAAGUUCUCAAUGCGACUCGAACCCAGUCCUCAUGUGGAAAGAGUAAAAAGUCAACGCUCUGCUGAAAGUCGUGGGUUUUCUCCGGGUACUCCGGUUUCCUCCCACAGGGAAAGUUGAGAGGGUGGGUUAUCAGUCAAUUCCAGCGGUUUAUGUGUGAUAUACCAAGUCACGGGUGACAUCACAAGUCAAGAGUGACGUCACACCAAUAGGAUUUAAUCAGGAUCAGUAUUCAGCCCGGGGGUGGGGACUUAGACGUUUUCCAUAAUGGCGAUUGGUGGACUAUAACAUGGCAGAUUUCGCUGGAAAAGAUACUGAAUUUGUUUGCAAAUGGCUUGAUACUCAUUCUUUGAGAUGGUCUUUCAGUACCAUUGUCUUUGAUCAUUGAUGAAUAAAUCCUUUGUCUACAUGAAAUAGUUUUUCUCCUUCAAUGGACAAAGAUCACUAUAAAAAAUUAUCUGUGAGUACAUCACCAACCGUCAGCGACAUACGAAACCUGUCCGGACGCGAUAUACGACAACGCGAUGUGAUUUUUUAGGCAGCGUUUACACUGUACCGUUUUCGUAGCGUUCUCGUAUUGUUCUUAAUCCUCAAGGGAACGCAAGACAAUCUAGUUCUCUUGAACAAUACGAGAACGCUACGAAAACGGUACAGUGUAAACGCUGCCUUAGUUUGUGAAAGUUAAUAAAACAGCCAAUGAGAGCAAAUUUUAAAAGAUAUGUAGACCAAAUAAUUCAAAAUGUUAUAACGCUUCUAAAUAUUUGGAAAGUUUAAACUAGGAUCAAAGUUAUCGAUCAGUGAAAAUCGAAGAAUCGCAUCCGGUGUGUAUAUUUUCAAAGGUUGACAUUAAUAUUAUCAUAGGUCUAGCCAGAUGAGCAGAAGUUAGGGUUGAGAAUUACAGUGUUGCAGUAAUAUAAAGCAUUUUUAUCCUUGGUGUAGAACUUCUUUUUUGUACUUUGCAUUUAUAUUGUCCAUAGGCAUAGGAUUAUAACGUGCAAAUCAAUGUGUACUCUAAACAGUCAAAUAUAUUAUUGUCUGGGGGUGGGGAUAUAGGCCCAAUUAGUUUGCCCAGGGGUGGGGCUUUAGCACCAUUCUUUCCCUGGGGUGGAGACAUUUUCUUUCCAGAAAUAGAAAGGCACUGCUGGAAUUGACUGAUACAUUAGGUAAAAGGGCCCACAGUAAUUGGCAUAUGCCAUUCUGGUGACCCUGCCCUAGUUGGCAAAGCUAAAUAAAUAUUAUUAAGGUAAUUCUGCAGUUUUGCAUUGCGCAUUUGUACUGCGCACAUCUUAUAACUUAUAAUUUCAUCCAUUAUAUGUACCGUUUAAAACAAAAUAUCAUUUUAUGACAAUUUUAUGUCACUUCAAAAUAUCUUUGAUUACAUUUGUGCAAAGAAUUAUGUUAAAAUCAAUGUUUUCUGAAAAGGCAUACAAAAGUGUAGCUAGGGUUCCCUGUGUCUGUAGUAUAUUUAUUUACUUGUAUGUCACGUUUUAACGCCACAAUUCCCUAAAAUGAUCGGUGACCCCCGUUUUUUAACUGAUAAUUUAUUUCUUUAAUGCAUUUUACAUUUCAUAUCUGAAAUUAAAAGAAAAAUCAUUUCUGGAUCUUGAUCAAAAAAGCUUUAUCAAUGCAUGUUCUCAAUAAAAGAUAUGUAAAGAAAUGUGCAAAAGAUAUUUGUGGAUCAGAAUUGUACACGUUAGUAGUUUCAUUUUGCUCAAAACACAAUAUUUUUUCAAAAAUAAUUACAAGAUAGGUUUACUAAAGCAAAAUACACACUAAAAACGUCAAUAAAUAUCGGGCUGUUGUGAGUUUGCUGUUACUCGUAAUGAGCGUCAAGAUGGCGCCAUAUUGGGGUAAAGUCUAUGGGUAAAGGUUGUAUAUUGUGAUUGUCAUAUCUUCUUAACGAGUUCGGUGACCCCGACUUUUUUUGUGUGAUUUUACUUCAAGUAUAUCAUAAACUCCAUGCCUGGGAAGUUUCAGCACAUUCUCAUUUCGGAAACAAUUACUGCGGAAUUACCUUAAAUAAAUUCUGCAAAAUCUGUUGCAUUUGUGUAAAGAUGGUUUAUGUUUAAUUAUUUACCAUUAGUGGAAUUUUAAAAUAUUUUCCUGUGAUUCAGAUCCUUUUAUCUUUAUGUGAUUUAGAGCCUCUUACAGUAUCUUUAUAAUUUAGAGCCUUUCAUUCAUUGAAUAAUAUGGCUAUAAUAUAUAGUAUGAGUCUAUGACAUUGACAUCACAAAUAACAAGAUAAUUAUAAUGAUCUUGAAGGCCAAGGUCUCACUUGGCUUAGCCCCUGCCCUCCCCCUCCCCUCCCCAAGAAUUUCUGUAUAAUAUUGUGAUUUAUAUAUAAUAUAAGUAUACCUGUAGGUGUGAAUUAGUUUCUUUACUUGAAAAAAAAACCCAACAAACAAUCAUCUGAAAAACUCGCUCAAUGCUCAACGUUUUUCCAAAUUUAACUUGAAAAAUGUACUCACUUCCACACUUUCACUUUCUGGAAAACAUUGAUGUUAAUAACCAGGUUUUUGUGGCAAGCAGUGUGAGCCAGGAUGUCUGCACAAUACUGUAGUAUACCAGAGAUUAUUCAUCUUAGUACAUUAAUAAUUAGAUCACAUUAGUACCCUUGUGCCGGGUUUAUGUCCGGAACGGUGCUCAAACCAUUGACUCAGAAUUAAAAGCUUGUUUUUUCCCCAUGGUUACUGUAUAUUGCAUUGAACACUAAGUGAUAAACAAGAUGAAUACCAAAUGUGGAUUGUGAUCUCUGGAUAGUAACUAGAUAGAAGCCAGAAAGCAAUUGCAGUUUUAAACAUUAGACUUCAAACAUUAAUAUCAUUGACUAGCCUCGAUCCUCCUCAGGCUUAUGUUCUCCCCAUUCUGUACUCAAACAGAAAUUGGUAAUUUUCAAGAGCUGCCUGCGGAAGAGGCUAAUUAUCAAUAUGAUUGACUGGAAUCAAUAUAUACACAAACUACUGUGUGUCUACUAAAUAUUUACUUGGCAGUGCAUACUUCAGUUUGCCUCCUUGUACCCAGGUUCUUUCCUUUGAUGCUGCAGGGGGAUAGGAGCAUCAGAAUGGCCUGGGUAUGAGGUUGUUUUGCCUCAUGGUUGUCUUAGCAAAGAUUUUAACUAUUUGAGAAACCACAGUUUCAUACAUGCUUCUGGAAAGUAUGUCAUCUUGGCUAUAGAGCCUAGCUUGUUUUUGUGAUUGAGAUGUCAGGCUAAAACUAAUGUCACCCACAGGAAAACAAGGUUCUAUAGCCAGAUUCUAGGUGACACACAUUCUAGGUGACAUGCAUUCCAGAAAGAUGUAUUGAAUGCAUUUCACAAAACCAUUGUAUAUAUGGAUCAACUGCGACCAUGGUUAGCUGUUCUUAUUGCUUUCCCAACACUAUCAUGUAUUUAUUUAAGUUAAAACAUAGUUGGAACACUUAUCAAACUUUAUUUUGUUAAUCUGGAGCUUGAAAUAUCUCCUGUAACAAUUUGUGGCUGUCAACUCUCAUCAUGCAAUGCAAUCAUUCUUGUUUGGCCGGGGCUUAACAAGUGUUUUUGAUUACAUAUGCAGAGUUGAUGUACAAAAUUCUUAAUGAGCAGUCCGCUCCAAGUCUUAGAGAAAAAUUUAUAAAAAUUAAAGAUCUUAAUAGAGAAUAUAAUCUUCGAAGUAAUGAUACUGAUCUAGCACUUCCAAAACCUAAAACAAACUAUCUUAAACGAAGUUUUAAGUAUAGUGAUGCAAUGCUGUGGAAUAGUUUUCCUUCUCAGACGAAAAAGGCAUCCUCGCUUUACCAAUUUAAAUGCAGUAUGCCCACUAUACCGGAGACUAGGAUGUGAGUUACGAUAGUUUGUAAGUAUAACAUGCCCCAUCUGAAAAUCAACUCAUUGUAUUUUUACAAAUAUGUUGUGUAUGGCCAGCGUGGUUAAAUAAAUUUUUAAGUAAGUAUGUAUGUAAGUUCCCAAUAUAAUGUGGUGGUUUCCAGAUGUCUCACCAUGAUGAUUUUGAAAAAUAAAUUAAUAUAGACCAUAAUAGAGUAGUUUUGGUCAGCUGUGAUAAACAGGAAAUAUAUUGGGUUAUAAUUUUCAGCAAUAACCAGCGAUUGUCUACGCUAUAGACGGCAAAAAUCCCUGGGCGCUGGCUUUUUUGGGGAAACCUGUAUAUGGCAUCCCACCACUGGCCACCAGGCACACGACGUUUCAACGUUGAAAUUUGGUAGAAAAAAGGUUGCGACGUCGACAACCUAAUAUCUACGUUGCUCUGACGUUGUUUUACAAACAUUGGUUCAACAGCAGCCAACAGACGUUGAAUUAACGUUCAUUCAUGGUUAAAUGUACGACGUCGAUUUGUGAACCAAUCUCAACGUUGUUUUAACGUGGAUUCAGCGUUGAAUUAUGGUUGACGAGAUUAGCAACCUAAUUUCAACGUUGUUUCAACGUCGAAACAGUAACGUCGAUCCAAUUUGCAUAGUCAACCCUUUUUCAACGUCUAUCCAACGUCUGGAAGGUCAUUUCCAACGUUGAUUCAACGUUGGAUAAACGUCAUUUUUCCCGCUGGGAUGAUUUGAGAUGUUAGUGAAUAAGUGAAUCUCAUACCUGGGCUCUUUCUUUUAUGUUUCAUGAUACGAGUCUUGAGUUAACAUCUCUAUAUUCAGAAGUUUAGUAAGCAUGAAACAGUGCUGUAAGAGUUACAUGCACAAAUAAGGAACUGCUGCAGUAGUUUCCGGUAACAAGUUACACAUAAAAGAAUGUAACUGGUUACCGUUACAACGUUACUUCACAAAAACCUGCAAGAUCAGAAAAGUAACACGUUAUCGUUCCAGUUUAAGCCAAAAUAUGACUAGUUACAGUUUCCUCUUUUCAAAACGUUACGGUUACUACUUAAAAAAGUAACGAUUACUUGUAAUUUGGUUAAUUGUAACGAAGUUACUUCCAGCACUGGCGUGGAAGGUCCUAAUGAAGGGCCAGACAUGAACCAUGCCAGGUUGUGACAUUCCUUGCAUUAUAGCUAUUUAUUGAUUUCAGAAAAUUGGCGUUUCAAAACCUUCUUCGGAGAUACUAUCAUCAAGUGACUCAUGGUUGUGGCAAUGCAAAAUGUGAGAAUAAAUCUUGUGCUCAAAAUAGACCUGCACCUGUUGGCAAUGAUGAAGGAGCUGCUAUUGCUUUACAAUUGGUCAAAGAAAGAGCAAAUCUUUGUGUUGGAGAACUUCCAAAAGUCAGUGAGAAACAAAAAGAACCUCCAAAAGUUCAAGGUAAACGAUGAAAUAAAUAGAAGCAUGAAAAUUAUUUUGACAUAUCAGCAGCAUAUCGAUAAUAACGAACACUUUUGUAUGUGUUUUCACCGACCAUCCACGCCAAUACGAUGGAAAACAGAUACCUUCAUCAAUGGAAAAGGAGCUUUUCGAAAAUGACCCUAUUAUGAGCGAAGAUUGUAGAUCAUACACUGUACCUCGACGAACAAUACAUAAGAAUCUACGUCUGUCUCUUUUUCCUUGUCUUCCUGUAAGAUUUCUCGGUCAUAUAACGACGAAAUGAGUACAUAAAACUGAAAAUAAUAAAAACGUGUCCUUUUCUAAAUGAAGUUGUGGACAGUCGAAAAUAUCCAACAACGCUAGUGUAUCAGAAACCAAUUAGGAAUACAAAAUGGAUUAGUGUGGACCUAACCUUAAAAAUAACGUCACAUGUAUAGCAUUGUAAACCCCAUAAAAAUUAAUAAUGAAUGAAUAAUGAAAACGCUAAUAAUUUCCGGACUGGAAGGUUCUGGUUUUGGAAGAAAUCAAUUCACUGCGCAAAAAUUCUUGCAAUUAUGAAGAUCUGCGCAAAAGUCCUUAAAUUGUAAAAAACUGCAAAUAAGUUCUGAAGAAUCUGCAAAAAUGCCUUUUGAAUGAAACAUAUUUCUGAUCUUCCUAUUUGACCAAAUCACUUUCUGACUGCAGCAUCCCCUGGUCUGACGUAAAUCUUUUGGGAAAAUAUGUGACAUUCUGCGCAUUUUUCUCAAGGAAAAAUAUUUCCUGCGCAAAAUAAAGCACUACUGUGUUUAAUGUAACUCUUCUUCCAAUUCUUCUGUACGUGAAUGAGUUGUAUUGAAUAUAGUCAAUAUGCAACACAGCCGCUCAUUUUGUAAACAUUACUAAUUAUUUAUAUAUUUCUUUAUACAGAGAAGGAGGAGAUAUUUCUGACAGAAGAAAAACUUGACGAGGUUAUAACUUCGUGUGAGCAAGAAAACAAUUUUAAACCGUUAGUUAGUUUACUCGGAGAUGUCUUUACUAAAUCAGCAUCACUAAAUAAUAGUUUUCCUCUGCAGUCAAACAACGACGAAGGUGUUGAUCUCAAGUCUGUAAAGAAAAUGUAUGAAACGUUGUUUAACCUGCAGAACUCUGCCAUUGAAAAUACGUUAAUAAACUCCUUAGGAACAUUGUCGACAGACAUCGAAGUUGAAUUGAAACGCAAAGCGUAUGUUGUUAAUAAUACGAACUAUUUCAAACAAUUCAUAAUAAUUUUCGAAAAUCCUUAUUUGAAUCAACCGGAAUAUUUAGAAAAUGCACUACCCUGUUUCUGCAAAGCAGUAUCCUUACUUCCUCUUAACAUUCAAGUACCACUGGUACAAGAGUGGAGCAAACAUUCGAGAGAUUCUUUAAGAAAGAAAGUUGAAACAGUUCAGCAUCUUAUAACACUUCGUGUGAUAGAUGGCCCUUCAUCAAAUUCUAUUUCUAGCACAGUUAAUGAAGAUCCUGUCAUAGCUCAUGCAACAAAAUGUUUGAAACUAUUUUAUUAUGCUUCACUUCUGGGAGGAAAGUUUGAUAAGUUAAGCUCAACGGAAGAACCUAUGGCUAUGGAUGUUGGCGAGUCUGAUGAAGACGCAACCUUGGUGAAAAGACUUGAAUUGGAUGUGCUAGACUGUCGAGAACCGUUACUGCCAUUUGACGAGUUUAUUAACGAUCCAUUAAAUGAAGAAAUAGCUGUAGAUCGUGAUUUUACCUUGUAUAAAACAAAAGAAGGUUUUUCUUUUAUGGAAUGUAACUGUAUUUUAACAACUCAUAUAAAGAGUGUGUGGAUGGUUUAUGAUAAUCGUGUUCAUAUGUUGCAAGAAAGACGUCUCACGCAUAUAUAUAGUUUACUACGAGGUCAGCAACCAACACCGUAUCUCAAGUUAACAGUGCAAAGAGACAAUUUGAUUCAGGAUGCUCUAGUCAAUGUAAGUUUAAAUUAUUACUAGUCGUACUUCAUUGCCCA